AUGGCUAUCAAUACUCCAUCAACAAGCAGAGGACAGAAGCGAAAGUGUGUUGUUUUGAUGAUGACACAGAAAUUGGACAUAAUUAAGUACCUGGAAAAAGGAGAAAACGGGAACAGGUUGAUGCAGGAAUUCAAUGUUGGCUCAUCUACAAUCUAUGACAUCAAGGCACAGAGGGUGGAGUUACCCCAGUUCAUGACAAAUUCUGAGACAAGUAAAGCAAUUGAGCAAUGCUGUACUCUGCACAAACCAAAAUUGAAACAAAUAGAAAAUAUAUUGUAUGAAUGGUUUGCCUUAAAAUGUUUGGAGGGAGCUCCAUUUUCUGGCCCAAUGCUGAUCAAAAAAGCAACAGACUUCUAUCAACAAAUGGGAAUGACCUGCGUUUUUUCAGAUGGAUGGUUGUCUUGCUUCAAAUUUUGCCAUGGUAUCAGAAGGCUUGAUGCCUGGAGGAAAAAAAAAUCUGCUGAUCAUGAGGCUGCUGAAAAAUAUUGUGGAUUUUUCCAGGAAUUGGUUGUGAAGCAUGGCAUAAUCCCAGAGCAGAUUUACAAUGCUGAUGAAACUGGCCCUUUUUGCUGUUGUUUGCCAACUUCUACCCUGGCUGGUGCAGAUGAGGUUGGUGCAGCUGGUUUUAAGCAGAGCAAGGACCGCCUGACUGUGCUUAUGUGUGCAAAUACAGUGGGCACACACAGAUUCAAGUUGCUAGUGGUGGGAAAAUUCAGGCGACCAAGAGCAUUCAAGGGUGUCAUUCAUCUACCUGUUGAGUACAAAGCACAACCUAAUGCAUGGAUGGACAAGGAAAUAUUUUUGCACUCGUUUCACCAUGUCUUUGUACCAGCAGUGAAAGAGCAUCUGAAGAAACUUGAAAAGCCAGAAGACACAAAAGUUAUUCUGAUUUUACAUAACUGUCAAGCUCACCCUCCUGAAGCAGAGUUAGUGUCUGGAAAUAUUUUUACCAUCUUCCUGCCUGCAAUUGUCACCUCACUCAUACAGCCUAUGGAUCAGGGCAUUAUUGAAAACCUGAAAUCCAUCUACAGAAGAGAUUUUAUGAGGAAUCUUCUCAACUAUGAAGGCAGUCUCCAAGAAUUUCAGUCACAGUACACCAUUAAGGAUGCCAUUUUCAAUGCCUGGUGUGCUGUGAAGAGUACAACUUUAAGGAAGGCUUGGAGAAAAUUGUGGGCAGCAGUGACGUUUGGAGAGGGAUCGUCUGAUGAAGAAGAAUUUGCAGGUGUCAAUGUGAGACAGAAAAAAGAAUCAUUAAAAGAGAUUCUUGAUGUUCUUCAAAAUGUUGACUCCACUAACCCACUCACUAAGCUCAAAGAUACUUAA
Molecule: messenger RNA, 1323 nt
Organism: Alligator mississippiensis (American alligator)
Lineage: Eukaryota; Metazoa; Chordata; Crocodylia; Alligatoridae
Product: jerky protein homolog
Cellular component (GO): nucleus
Molecular function (GO): DNA binding
Source: RefSeq, a predicted model, not a curated record